Alosa sapidissima (American shad) is the source of this 3693-nucleotide messenger RNA. Its product is annotated as serine protease FAM111A-like. NCBI's taxonomy places the organism in Eukaryota, Metazoa, Chordata, Actinopteri, Clupeiformes, Clupeidae. The transcript has 8 exons. Bases 1001 to 2842 code for a protein of 613 amino acids. The record is from RefSeq and is a predicted model, not a curated record.
AACACCACAAAGAGGAAAACAUCUCCAUUCGGGUAUCACAGCACACCUUUCCAGUGUUCUCAAUAAAAGGUUCCCCGCAACCCUGUCACUAAUAAAUUAUGUUGCACAAAAGCUACCCGACUUUCAAUUAUAAAAACAGACACAGAUACAUAUUAGUCAAAUGAGAGUUAUUAAAAGGGAGACUUCCCUGCUCCCUGAGACCCUCCCCUGGGGGCCUGAUGGCAAGGGACAGCGAAUCGAACUUUCAGGUGGCCAGCGAGGUUCCAGUAUGUAAAUUCCCGUGUGUAAGUUCCAGUAUGUAGUUCCAGUGUGAAAGUUCUAGUCUGUAAUUCCAGUAUGAAAGUUCUGAGGAGUUCGUGCAGGGGCUCACGAGUCCAGUAGUCCAACUCGCCCGCCAGUCGCGGCGUUGGUCUAGGUUUUAACAAAGGCUUAUACUAAGGUUUCCUCCCCCCCUACAGCUAUCUUCACUGGCGGCGAUCCUACUGACCGCGACCAGCACAAUUCGUACCCGGUUUUGACCAACGCUCCCACAGCGUUUCGCCUGGACGCUCCAGAUCAACCUUGGACUCUCUCUCACCUAUCUUCACUGGCGGCGAUCCUACUGACCGCGACCAACGCUCCCCCAGCGUUUCGCCUGGACGCUCCAGAUCAACCUUGGACUCUCUCUCACGCACGUUGCUCCUCUGCAUGCUCAUAUUGUCUCCUACCCAGGUGAAAAAGCCUAAAAAGAAAAAAAAGCAAACACAAAAAAAUCAGAGGAUGGCAAAAAUGCUAUCUUCACUGGCGGCGAUCCUACUGACCGCGACCAGCACAAUUCGUACCCGGUUUUGACCAACGCUCCCACAGCGUUUCGCCUGGACGCUCCAGAUCAACCUUGGACUCUCUCUCACCUAUCUUCACUGGCGGCGAUCCUACUGACCGCGACCAACGCUCCCCCAGCGUUUCGCCUGGACGCUCCAGAUCAACCUUGGACUCUCUCUCACGCACGUUGCUCCUCUGCAUGCUCAUAUUGUCUCCUACCCAGGUGAAAAAGCCUAAAAAGAAAAAAAAGCAAACACAAAAAAAUCAGAGGAUGGCAAAAAUGAUUGCUCCACGUAGUCUAGUGAAAGUCAAGAAGGAGAAUGCUGAGGACCAUCAUCCACAUCAAAUCAUAGUGAAGUUUCAGCCACCUUCAGGUCCCGAAAAACAGACCAUUGACUGUUGUCAACUCAACACAGUGCUGGAGGCUAUAAAAUCAAAUGAUAAAGUAAAUGAAAUGAUUAAGUGUGCAGAUGAGAAUAUUAUCAUUCAGAUGGGUAGCGAGGAUAAGAAAUAUAUUGUUGCAACACAUUUCCCUUGUUCUUGCAUUAAGAAUAAUGAGUGUCUGACCAUAUCAUGUAAAUCAGAGGCGGUUGAGAAGGCUCCAGACCAACAUGACAAAACUAUAUACCCCGAAGACAGAUAUUCUGUCUUCUACAUUGAUAAACUGGGAGGGCUAAACACAAAACAAAAGGUGCUUUUUAGAAGCACAUGUGUCAAAGAAUACAAGUAUCUCUGUGUGUACGGAGAGAAAGAGUGGACAGUGGAGGAGGCUCUGAGAAGAGAUGGUCGCUUCAUUGAUGACCUGGGCGACUUCAGCCUGUCCAACAAUGAGGAUGCAGAGUGCCUAACGUACCGCACACAAACGGUUGUCAACUUGAACCAGAAAGAGUUUAAGAUACGUCUUCCCAGAAAGAAAAAAACAAAUAAAGAAAAUGCAGGAAAUCCAUCACUUAAUUCACAAAGCAUACGUGAACCAAGGUCAGUCACAGAUGUAGCACAUCAGAGGGGAAUCAGUGUAAAAACAGCAGUAGAAAAGGGAGACCGCAGCAUUGAGGAGAUUUAUGAGGAACUGCGUAAGCAGUUUCCAUAUCUAAAACAAUGUCUGGAGAGUAGAUUAUCUAGUGAUUCUUAUCAGAAAGCACUGGACCUAAGGAAGGAGAAUUUUGGAAAGAUCCAACAGUCUUUUAGUGAGGUCCACAGAGUCCGGAUGCUGCUCAAACUGGGCGCGUCAGUUGGCAAAAUCAUUGUUAAGAAUGUUUGUUACGCAACAUGCUUUGUCCUGUUUGACAGCCUUGUUCUGACUAAUGCACAUUUGUUUAAACAUCAUUUUGAAGGCAAAGAACUACAUAAUAUAGAGGUGUUUGUUCUUUUUAACUAUGAGGAUCCCCAGCCGAGUACAAAUUUCCAGUGCUUUACUUGCGUGAAUACAUUGGUUGACAUUGAUGUCAAGCUAGAUUAUGCGAUACUGGAGUUCGACCCUCAGAACGAAGAGGGACCAACAGGGCUCCUGAAGAAUUUCGGUAAAAUGCCUCAGACUGGUGAAGCCUGUAUUAUUGGUCACCCAGCAGGAGAAGUGAAAAAAAUGGACCCUACAUUUAUCAUUGCGAAAGAAAAGCGAGCAGACGCUGUUAAUGCUCAUUUAGAUCAGUACAAAGGCACCAUGUUCAUUCUCCUAUCAAUCAGUCAAACUCUCAAAAACAAAGGCAUUGAAAACAUAAUGAUGGAUACACAUGAUCCAGAAAUUGUGACCUACAACACUUUCAUGUACCAUGGCUCCUCUGGAUCCCCAGUGUUUGAUACUUUUGGGAAAGUUUUUGGUUUGCACACUGCAGGAUUUACCUAUGGGUUUCCAAAUCACGAAGAGAGUGUGAUUGAAUGUGCCCAUUCUCUUCUUGAAAUAUUUGAAAGGUUUGUCAGGAAUCUGAAGGGAGAUGGAAAUUUGGAGCUACUGGAAAAAGUUGAGAAAGCAGCAAAGGGAAACAAGCUCCUAGAAGAUGUACUCGAGGCAGCAGAUUACAAUGAGCCAAUGGACAUAAGAUAGUUAUUCAGAUCAGAGAAGUGGCAUACCACAUCUGACUAGAUAUUGACAGUAAUUUAAACUUUGAGUGUCACAAAACUUGUGCAGUCGUGUUUUAUCAUCAAAAAACUAUUUGUUUCUAUUUCAAAACCCCAUUUCCAUUUAAUAUGCCCGUAUAUCACCAUGCUUGAAUUAAUGCAAUAGCUUUUUUUACCUGCCUGAACCAAAACUCUAUUCAUUGACUCAGCUGCCAGGCUUCUUAAAAUUAGGCCUGAUCAUAUCAUUCCUGUUUUAGCCUCUAUACUGGCUCCCAGUUUAUUUUAAUAGAUUUUAGGAUUUACUCUUUACUUUUUAGGAUUUUCAUGGCAGUGUGGUAGAAAUUACUAACAAAUCUUAUGCAAUAGAAGUGAUUACUAAUAAGUUUAUAUGUAAUAGAAGUGAUUACUAAUAGUUUAUAUGUAUUAGAAUUGAUGCUUUUCUAUAGAUUCAAUACUGUGCAUCAACUUUGCUUUGUCUGUCAUUUGCUCUCCCCAUGUCACGACUUUCUUCAUCUCACGAGUUAAGGGUAUUUAUUCUGCCUGAGGCAGCAAUAUUAGGAAUAUCUUGACAGGGAAUAGACAAUGGCAAGAAAAUGCUGAAGGAUGUAUAUGUAUCAACAAAUUAUCUUACUUGGAGUAGCCACAUGACUUGCGUAUGGCGUAUGGAUCACAUGCUAUGUCUAAGAAGUGUCCAUGUAUUGUUGUAUUUCUGCAUGUAUGAGUUUUGGAAAAGAACAUUGUACUCAUGUGAUUUGUAUUACCACAAUGUAUCUAACGUGAGAGAACUUUGAGUAGUGUUAUCGUGGUAUCGUGAAUAAACCUGCAGUGUUUUUCUCA